GCAGCACCCAUGUUGUCCCUUCCUCUCAUUCUCGCUGCUGCAGUCGCACAGGUGCUCUCCGACCCGCAACCACUGGCACAAGCACCCUCAUCAUGGCGGAAGCCCAAUAUCAAUACCUCGCUGAAGGAUCGAGUCAGCCUCGCUCAGGCCGCUAUCUCGCAAGCCAUCGGGCAACUGGACACCACCAACUCCAUGUUCCCUGACCCGAGCAACACCUACUCCAUCUCCGGCGCAUUCUACUCCCAGCUUGCGGAGUUCGAUCAGCUCACCAACCAGUCACAGUACGCGGCCAAUCUCGGAGGAUACUACGGCUCGGCAAAGACGCUGCUCCAGCAGCAGUUUGGGGCGGCGAAUUUCACUGGGUUUUAUAUUAAUGAUGGCUUGAACUUCGGGCAUGGAGCUAUCAUCGCGUACAAGACCUACAAUGUCUCAACGUUCCUCCAAUAUGCGAUCCAAACAUGGUGGGCAGCAGUCCCGUACACCCUCACGCAAACAGCGCUCGAUGCGGGAAAAAUUCCGUCCAAGAGCUUCAAUUUGACCGCAUCAUGUCAAGGCAUUACUAUGGCUGGCGGGACUUUCUGGAGCAAGGAUCAGCAGAAUCCGGACAUCGUUGGUCUAGCAACUGGGAGUUUCCUUGUCCUUUCUGCGUUGCUCGCAGAAGCGACCGCGGACCCUCUGUACCUGUCGGCGGCCCUCCAGUCGAUGACGUUCAUCCAUUCGCACCUUUACAACGUCCAAAAUGUCGUGCAAGACCUGAUAUCGGCCCGCGCCAACGACAGCUGCGCGUUGGGCUCCGCGGGACUCCAGCCCUACAACUCCGGCUUCAUGAUUGAGGGCUUGGCCGUCCUUUACACUCUCUCCAAGAAUGCAACUUACAGCAAGAUGAUCGACGACAUUGUGUCGGCCUCUCUUGCGACGACCGGAUGGCAAGAUGCGACGGGAAUCAUCCAAACGGGAGUCAACAAGACAGGCGACGGUACUCUUCCACGCGGGUUGGUGGCUGCCUACAGACGAAACGCGACGAGCCCGUCUCUGAGACCAUACAUUGCGUCAUAUCUUGCUGUUCAAUACAACGCUGCAGUUGAUUUGGCGAAGAAAAGCGGAGGCGACAUCUAUGGUCAGUCGUGGCUGGGUCCGGCCGGCACGACGUUCAACGCGGGGGCACAAGUCAACGCUAUCCAAGCACUGAUCAGCUCCAUCGCACUCGACGACCCCAUUCUGCCGCCAACGCCGCUGUCCCUGAGCUCGAGCGGCUUUUCCUUCUCGUCCAAUGCCCCCGGUUCAUCGCCAACACUCCCGUCGUCGCCUGGCCCGACGCACAAGACCAAGACAUCUAUCGGCGGGGUUGUUGGGGGCGUUGUCGGUGGUCUUGUUGCGCUUGCCUUGCUGGCGGGUUUGGCGUUCUGCUGGGGACGGAAGCGGGGCCAUAGCCGGCUGAAGACGCCAUCGCCGCAAUCACCCAACUCUGCGCUCGACAUGAGGGACCGUCAUUUUGACUUCCUGGCGGGGUAUACUGGCCAGCUUCCCGAUGAGCAGCCGCAGUCCACCAACGUCACGGUGGCGUCGUCGCCUCACCAACAAUUCGGCGGUAGCCCUCAUAUCUCGCCAUAUCAGGUCCACGACCCAGUUCUACCCGUUCAAGUUGGCGGCAGUUUGAACCCGGUCCGAAGAGCGCCUUCACCAUCCCCGAGCAGCGAGUCUUGGGCGUUGCCACCGCCAACGCUCAUUGGUGCAGAGACGCACUCGAGCUCCGACUCGCCAUCUGUGUUGAGCGCAGACACCGGCCGGUCCUUAUCGCCCUUGUCCCCCAAACGACGACAAGCCUCGGACCCGGCAAUUCAAGCCGUCACGGAGCAACCGACAACGGAGGAGCUGGUGCGCAUGUUGUAUGACCGGAUGAACAGUCGGCCAGGCACGAAUGUGGGGGGCUAUGAAGAGGCGUUGCCGGAAUAUCGGACAGCUGUUGUGCCAUAG
Molecule: messenger RNA, 1974 nt
Organism: Mycena indigotica
Lineage: Eukaryota; Fungi; Basidiomycota; Agaricomycetes; Agaricales; Mycenaceae
Product: Glycoside hydrolase family 76 protein
Exons: 11
Coding region: 10-1974 (654 amino acids)
Biological process (GO): carbohydrate metabolic process
Source: RefSeq, a predicted model, not a curated record